AUGCUCGAUCUGGAGGAUGACGCGUCCCGACGCGAAAAGUGCUACACCACGAUAACCCAGCUGCCGGCUUAUGUUGACCCUAAGCAACCUCCAACAAAGAAAUCACCAUUCUCUGCGAUUUUGUCUCAUUCAUAUGUACAUACGGUAGAGGCUAUCUUACCAGAAGCGCUCUGUUCGAGCAUUGGAGACUCUUUAAAAACCAAACUGCAGAAACCGCAAUAUGCUAGGGUGUUCAUGUCACUGGCGUCGUUAUUGGAGGGAGAAUUUUUCAAUGCGUAUAUCAAGAUCGGCAACAUUCUCAUGAUAUCUGAAGGUCAUUCGGGGACGGACAAUGUGUUUUCGCUCAGGAAUGGUAUGUUGAGAUUGGAACUUGGGAAAGAGACUCUUGAAUGUACAGGCCUUACUGGUAAGCCCGUUCGAGGCGGCGGGAGGAGGCAUUCAAAGGAAAGAUAUCUCGUGGAACUUAAUUUGCGAUUACCAUCCAUGCUCCAUGGCAAGAAAGGAUUUGAACGAAUCGUCUGGGCGUUUCGGAACGUUCUUACCGAGUCGGUUGCUUGGCUGUUUUGCGACCUGGCAUCGGAAUCGAAUGGCCUACCAAAAGAGAAUACACCACUACAGAAACAUCAGCCUCAAAUCGUCGAGUGUGAUAUGGCUCGCAUUUCGCACCGUGAGGUACUGGUCCCGCCUUCCCAAAUGGACAUCACGGAGUCCACACCGAGUGAAGAUGUGCAAGAGCACUGCAAUGCACUUUCCGAAUGGCUCGCCAUGGUUGCUCUCGAGUCCCCGCGAGUAACUGCAAACGACACAAUUGACCCUUAUCUGAGCCGUUAUUCUGUGCCAGAUGCAGAGGAUUCGAAUCCCACAAAUCUUAUCAGUUUGAAGUGGCAUGGUUUCAUCAACUCGCGAUGGAUCACACAACUAUUAAUUACUUUACUUGUCGAGACUUCCUCACAAACUGUCGGAGCCCAGUCGUGGUUCGCUCUUUCGUCGAAUGCCUUAGGUAGAGAGGCGGUGGACGGAAAGGAUGGAUAUACAAUUCUCUCCCAGUCACCCAAUGACCACUCUUCCAGCCCCUCUCGAAGACAAUGCAUCUGCUGGGAAUUUGUAGGAGCGUCUACACUCUCGUUAUGA
Molecule: messenger RNA, 1131 nt
Organism: Aspergillus glaucus CBS 516.65
Lineage: Eukaryota; Fungi; Ascomycota; Eurotiomycetes; Eurotiales; Aspergillaceae
Product: ribonuclease P protein subunit p40
Exons: 7
Coding region: 1-1131 (376 amino acids)
Biological process (GO): tRNA 5'-leader removal; tRNA 3'-end processing; endonucleolytic cleavage in ITS1 to separate SSU-rRNA from 5.8S rRNA and LSU-rRNA from tricistronic rRNA transcript (SSU-rRNA, 5.8S rRNA, LSU-rRNA)
Cellular component (GO): multimeric ribonuclease P complex; ribonuclease MRP complex
Molecular function (GO): ribonuclease MRP activity; ribonuclease P activity
Source: RefSeq, a predicted model, not a curated record